This is a messenger RNA of Letharia columbiana, 237 nucleotides long. RefSeq lists its product as uncharacterized. The coding region runs from base 1 to 237 and encodes 78 amino acids. The record is from RefSeq and is a predicted model, not a curated record. The transcript has a single exon. Lineage: Eukaryota; Fungi; Ascomycota; Lecanoromycetes; Lecanorales; Parmeliaceae.
AUGGAUCCACUAAGCUUGAGUGCCAGCAUCAUCGCCGUGCUACAGCUUACUGGAAUGUUACUGUCGUACAUAAAUGAUGUGCAGAAUGCGACGAAAGAUCAAGCACAAUUAGCAGUAGAGGUCUCAAACAUCUACAGUCUCCUCAUAUCUCUCAGGUUUCGGGUAGAGCAGUCUAAACUGUCACGAUCCGUGGUUCACGGCUGUACGCAGCCUGGGAAUAGAAGAUGGACCUCUUGA